This is a messenger RNA of Parathielavia appendiculata, 171 nucleotides long. RefSeq names its product heterokaryon incompatibility. The record is from RefSeq and is a predicted model, not a curated record. The annotation marks the transcript as partial. The transcript has a single exon. NCBI's taxonomy places the organism in Eukaryota, Fungi, Ascomycota, Sordariomycetes, Sordariales, Chaetomiaceae.
GUCACGGACAACCUGCACAGGCUCCUGCGGCAUCUUCGGCUCCGGGAUGAAUCGCGGCGGCUCUGGAUCGACCAAAUUUGCAUCAACCAGAAGGAUGAAGUCGAGAAGGGCGCGCAGAUCAGACUGAUGACAGAGAUCUACGCAGGCGCUUCGCCCGUUGUGAUCUGGCUG